AUGGAGAAAAAAGAGGACGACUAUUCUUACGGAGAAGCUUUUAGAGAUUUCAGAACGCAAGGGAAUGUCUACGAAGUGUAUGACAAGUUGUACGACGAAAUAGAUGUCCAUUAUCUGAAAGACGUUGAAGACGUGAUUGUAGUUGGAGGCGGACCUGCUCUAAGUGAAUUGACAUUCCUUAAAAAACUGGUGAAAAACGUUAAACGUCUGACGGUAAUUGAGAAAGAUCCGAAGUUUGUUGAGAUGAUGAAAAAGAAUGUUGAAAGAUUACUUCCGUACAACCUGGAGUUCAAUUGCCAUUUAACAAUGGCGCAAAGUUGGCAAGGUCCCAGCGGAGAUAAACCAAAAACAGACCUCAUCCUCAUAUUUCAUAGUUUGUAUUACUUUGACGAAGCUGAGAGGAAGGCGUUGUACGAUAAAUGUUUUAAUAACUGGCUGAAUCACAACGGGAAGCUCUUCAUAAAAUUGCACAAGGAUAUGAAUGAAACUAACAUUCCUUAUUACGUAAACAACGUCUUUCGAGAGACAAAGAGAAAAUUAUAUAUAGAAGCGUACACUGUUAAGAGAGAGCUAGCAGAGCUGGGCUACAGUAUUGAUAAAGUUUAUCCUUAUCAGUAUUACCAUGACUUAAAGACUUGCAAACAGUCAAUGGCUCGCAUCAUCCGACAGCACGCAGUCCCAGCUUACGAAGACGAUUCAAUAAUUUUGCAGACGUUGGAAAAAUAUUACGAGGCCGAUGGGAAGAUUUGCACAAGCGGUGAACUGUUUAGUGUCCUUGGAAAGGCAGGCACAUACAUCAAAGAUUUACAGCUAAAAAAAGAAAAUACAGAUUUUUUAUUCAUGGUCGCAUUUGACACGGAAGUUUUGUUUCAAAGUGAAAUUUGUUUGUCAUAA
Messenger RNA from Helobdella robusta, 894 nucleotides. RefSeq lists its product as hypothetical. Bases 1 to 894 code for a protein of 297 amino acids. The transcript has 6 exons. The record is from RefSeq and is a predicted model, not a curated record. NCBI's taxonomy places the organism in Eukaryota, Metazoa, Annelida, Clitellata, Rhynchobdellida, Glossiphoniidae.